Molecule: messenger RNA, 753 nt
Organism: Papilio xuthus (Asian swallowtail)
Lineage: Eukaryota; Metazoa; Arthropoda; Insecta; Lepidoptera; Papilionidae
Source: RefSeq, a predicted model, not a curated record
CGUCAUAAACGUAAAGUCAACGUGUAUUCAAGCUGUCUUCAGCUUCGGUACAAGUUAAAAUUAAGGUUUAUUAAUAAAAGUCAGCAAAAUGUGCAAUUAGAAUUAUUUAUAAAAGUUAAAUACUAAAUAUUUGCGGAAAUCUAUGUUUGCAACUACGUCACAAUCAUGGUGUUAUUAACGAACGAUGAGUUCCUGACGGAGCUUACAAAGUUAUUCCAAAAGGCUCGUGUAUCCGGAUCAGUUACAAUGACCAUGAAAAGAUAUGAUGGAAGAACAAAACCACAUCCAAGAGAUGGUACACCGGCUGUACCAAACCCAAAAUAUAAAUGCUUAAUAAGAGCACAGUCGAGUAGCAAGAAAAUAUCUACAGUCAUAGAUCAAGAGGAUGUAGAAAAGUUCAGUACUGCCUAUACAAACCUAUUAAAGACAAGUGUGAAUGGGCUGAAACGUUUAAAGAAACCGAAGAAAAAAGCAAUUGCAGCUCAAUAAGUUGCAUAUUUAAUAACAGACUGAAGUUAUAUGCGAUAUAGUGCGGAAAAUGUGAACUGAUGACAUGUGCCUCUGUGAUAUGUUAGCUGACAGGACUGUCCAUUGAACUGUGCUCUUCUUCCAUGUGAGUGAAGAGUUGGAGUCCGCUAAUGCUGGUGACAGUGGCACAGUUUAUCCUUUAUCAUCUGUCCAACACUGUUAAUUUUGUAAAAAACAUAGGUUAUAACAUAACUUUUUUCAAUAAAAUAUUACCGUUCUAUCAAA